Messenger RNA from Branchiostoma belcheri (Belcher's lancelet), 1190 nucleotides. RefSeq lists its product as uncharacterized. The transcript is spliced from 3 exons. NCBI's taxonomy places the organism in Eukaryota, Metazoa, Chordata, Leptocardii, Amphioxiformes, Branchiostomatidae. The record is from RefSeq and is a predicted model, not a curated record. Bases 25 to 522 code for a protein of 165 amino acids.
CAAACUGCGAUCAUGUGACUCGUCAUGAGCUGUCAAAGAUCGUCAGAGACCCGAUAUAAGGUGACGAUCUUGUAUAGCGACUCAUUAGUACAGGUUGGAGGACUGAUACAGGCAUACUUCAGUCGGCCCACGAGGAAGAAGUUUGACUACGACUCCAGGAUGACAUCCAGGCUGUCCGGAACGCUGGCGAGUCUACUGCUACUGGCAGUCUGGGUAGGAGCGGAUGACGUUCCUCUUCAGGAUGGGGUGGAAAAUGGUGUGAUGUUUCCGGACAUGGACACACCUCUCUCUCCCCGUUCUCCGCGAGUGGACGGCAGACCGACCACAGCCAGGGACUACCUGCCGCCUGGCCUGUCGUUCCUGACGCUCCGCCAGGGGGCCGCCGCCCCGAAGCCAGACGGCAGCCAGCCCCGGGACACCAGCGACGGACGGAGGAGAGCUUCCAAGUGGAAGGGGUCCCGCGUGGUGGCCUGGAGCAAACAGAUGCCCAACCCGCAAGGCUUCCUGGCCUUGUACGGUUGAUCAGUAUAGUUUUCAUGCACAACUAGCGCUCAGAUAGGAUGAAGUCAGAAUCACGAUCUUUAUUUCAUCUAAUAUGAGGUCAAAGUACUAUGUAGAUUCAGAAUAGCUACAGAUAUAAUUUUGUUGAAUGCAGAAUAAUAUGAUUAAAAAAUCCAUGAUUGGAAAUAGCAUUGCACUCUUUUGUUGCCAGUUGUCAGUAGGCACAAAUGAUUCAGGCAAUAAAGAAGUACCAGAAACCCAAGUGGGCUACGCCGGACCCAGCGUUGUUGGCUGAUCCGUAGUUAGUAGAUAUACUAACUUUGAGACAUUCCAGGAAAUAAAGUUGAUGGAAACAUAACUUGUGCCGCGCUUUCCUCUUGCCACCAUUUUUGUGACUUUUACUAUUACCAUUACCAAGAGAUACAGCCGAGGGAUAUACUAGUAGCUCAAGACCAAUGUUGUAAGAUGGCUGGUCAAAUUCUAAUAUGCAUGUGUCGACUAACCUUCAGAUUCAUGGAGUCAAACAUACACUCUUAGAAAAGUCAGCAUUAUGAGUAACCGGCCUUAGAGGGUUCAUAUAAGACGUGCGGCGAGGUAAGCAUUGAGAAAUGGCAAGGGACAUUAAGAUAUCAGUAGGCAGUGAAAACGACACCUUUCGGGUGGAGGGAACAUUACAAAAUGGGGUGGGA